Messenger RNA from Salvia miltiorrhiza (redroot sage), 1821 nucleotides. RefSeq names its product nuclear transcription factor Y subunit A-3-like. The record is from RefSeq and is a predicted model, not a curated record. Gene Ontology annotation, molecular function: RNA polymerase II cis-regulatory region sequence-specific DNA binding; DNA-binding transcription factor activity, RNA polymerase II-specific. Lineage: Eukaryota; Viridiplantae; Streptophyta; Magnoliopsida; Lamiales; Lamiaceae. Bases 642 to 1502 code for a protein of 286 amino acids. Gene Ontology annotation, cellular component: CCAAT-binding factor complex. Gene Ontology annotation, biological process: regulation of transcription by RNA polymerase II. The transcript is spliced from 7 exons.
UCUCUCUCUCCCUUUCACUAUACUAAAUCGGAUCCUCUGCUGUGGAUUCAAACACUGCUGUGCAUGAAACGGAGACGCAGCGUUCUACUUAACUCUCCUAAACAUCUUCCCCAAGAGUGAUGACGACGCCGCACUAAAAUCUCAGUUGCCGCCGCUAUUUUUACUUCCUUUCAAAAUAAAACUCCAAUAUAUAAGAGACCAAGCCAUUUGAAUUUUUUUUUUCUGCACCAACUCGCCUAGCUGGGUGUCAAUCACCAAAAUGAAGAACAAGCCCCCAUCUCCCCCCAGGGUUCUGUAUGAUUUAAAGUUGUUUUCUAACUUUUUGUCUUUUCGAUUGAUUUUGUUGAAGAACGCUCCUUUUUCGCUUGUACCGUGCCGUCUCGUGCACAGCAGCUCGUGCCGUGUUUCGAUCCACAGCAGAGGAUCUCUCUCUCUCUCUCUCUUGUGUUGCAUAUGUGGAUAUUAUAAAGGCUUUUGUUUUAUUUUUCUUCUCUUCUUGUCAAAAAAAUUGCUGUCUUUAUUGAGGUUUUGUGUUUGAUUCAUCUUCAGUUGUAUGACUGAUCUAGAUAUGCCAAAUAGCUAAAAAUGAGCCCUUAAAGGUCUUUGGUUAUGCAUCUGGCUUCAGCUACAUUCCUAAACUAAUGGCUAAUAUGCACGAGCAGCAUUUCUCCCAAACAAUAUCCAAAAAUCUCAAUUUUGAAGUGGACUGUCCUCCUCAACGAGGCCAGGAAGUGAAGUACAUUGACUUUCAACUACAAGAUCAACACUCUUCCUCGACUGAAUCAACGAGCCUUUCUCACAAGGAAUUCACCGCCAUGGGAAAGGCUGGUUCUCAAGAUCAAUGCGCUUCAUCUGACUCCGUACAUGAUGAAAGCUAUGGUAAGCAUGGGCAACAUAUGAAGGGGGGCUUGUUCCUGUGCAAUCCCGAGCUCUCCAUCAACGUGUCACAUGCUGAGAUUACCCAACCGAUUGUGCAGCUCCCGUAUGCCUACGCAGACCCCUACUUCACCGGAUUGUUUACGCCCUACGGCCCUCAUAACAUCAUACAACCGCAGAUGAUGGCCGCCGCAUCCGGGCGUGUGCCGCUGCCCGUGGAUCUUCCCGAGGACGGCCCCAUAUACGUGAAUGCAAAACAAUAUCAUGGUAUACUUAGGAGGAGACAGACUCGAGCUAAGCUGGAGGCACAAAACAAACUUGUGAAAACUCGGAAACCGUAUCUGCACGAGUCUCGUCAUCAGCAUGCGCUGAAUAGAGUGAGGGGGAGUGGGGGCCGGUUUCUGAGCACCAAGAAGCAGCAGUCGGAGGCUCUUGCGGCGGCCAGUGCUGGUGGUGUGGACGCGUUUCAUUUCGGUUAUGGGGAAGGUGGUGGCGAUGGGACGAGGGUUUCGGGUGGUGGUGACGCUAUCUUGCAGCAGUCCGAUGGCAGGUUUACAAGCAUGGCGUCGCACAGUGGUGGGAUGGUGUACAAUGGGAACCGCUGUUAUGCUUCCAUCGUCCGGUGAGGCGCCGAUCCCGACUGGACCGGCUGGGCAAUUCAUCCUUGGCUUUGUGGCUUAGAGGUUUUUUCCUCUGCUACUCCUACACAAUGUGGGCUUUCUUUAUUCUCUGCCUAAUACAUCAAAUCCUACACGCAUUUGGAUCUUGAACUAAAACAAACUCUCUCUCUCUCUCUCUCUAAGCUAUCUUUUUUCAUCUCUCUCUCUAUCUUGGCAAGUUACAGUUGAACUCAUUGUUUAGCAUGAAAGAAGUCUUGAAUAGAGAGAACAUUUUGGGUGCAUAUUCAAAUAUUGGAAUAUAAAGUAGUUGUUUUUUGACGGAAAA